Lacerta agilis (Sand lizard) is the source of this 722-nucleotide messenger RNA. RefSeq names its product E3 ubiquitin-protein ligase TRIM39-like. Gene Ontology annotation, molecular function: protein binding. The record is from RefSeq and is a predicted model, not a curated record. Lineage: Eukaryota; Metazoa; Chordata; Lepidosauria; Squamata; Lacertidae.
UUUCCUCUUCAUAGUAAAUUGGCGUAUUUCUAGAAAGCUAGAAGAAUUAAAGAAAGGCAAUGAACAGUUAAAGACAGAAAAUGAAAAACUAAAGGGAGAAAUGAAGGCAAAAACAGAAGAAUAUGAAGCAGUAAAGGAACAAUUGGAGAUAGCUAAAGAAAUAUUAGCUGCCCGCUUACACAAAGCUGAUGUGAUCUUGGAUCCCAGGACAGCUCACCCAAAGCUAAAAGUGUCUGAAGAUGGCAAAAGGGUUUGGAACACAGGAAAUGUUUCUAAGGUUACUGACUGGGAGAAGCGGUUUGACUCCCGCACAUUCAUUCUGGCAAAACAUGGAUUUUCAGGCAAACAUUACUGGGAGGUGGAGAUUGGUCAGAAGAAAACCUGGGACUUGGGAGUUGCCUCUGAAACCGCUUCUAGAAAGGGGGAGAUCACCCUGUCUCCUGAGAAUGGGUACUGGGUCAUAGGAUGUGAUGAUGGGAAAGAUUACUGGGCUCGGACAGAGCAAUGGACCCGCCUGAAAGUGAAUGGAAAGCUUAAAAGAUUAGGAGUAUUCCUAGAUAAAUCAGCUGGAAGUGUAUCUUUUUAUGAUGUCUGCAGUCAAAGGAAAUUGCACACCUAUAAAACACUUGGUGUUGGGGAGCUUUAUCCCUUCUUCUAUAUAGGCUCUGUAACUGAACAGCCAUUGAAAAUUGUGUAAUAUUUGAAAGAAAAUGAGAUUGUGG